UCAGCGGUUAACCUAUAUUUUGUUUUGUCUGUGUCGUGUUGUCUUUUGUAUUGGAAAACGAAAACAAAACAAGAUGUGGUUUAAAAUGAUUGGACGAAUCAAGCUUAAAACAUCGUUUGAAAGUCUUUAAAUAUCUAUCAUGUUUAUUUAGUGAAAAGUGAUGUAUCCAACCAUUUUAAAAUGCCGUGGAAUUAUAGGGAUUACAUUCAACUUGGUCUUUUAGUAUGUUGUGUGCCUUUACAAUUUUAUUUAUCUAGCCAGAAAACUACUACUUCUGAAAACACCAAUCAAGAAGUACUGGAUUUUAUAAAUGAAGUGAGACAUUUUAAACAGACAUGGUUUUCCUUGAAAAAUUGGGAAAAUACUUGGACGAAUAUUCUAUCUUGGUUUGUUACUAAUGUAUUAGGAGUUCAAAAGGACGUUGUUGAUGAGUCGCCUGCUGUUGAAGUUCUAGAGUUUAGAAAGAAACAUGGUUUAAAAGUGAAAUCAAUUGCAGUCCGAAACAAGAGACCCCCAGGUUUAUGGUUCAGAGUGGGACAAGUUGUGGAACACCUCAACGCAAGAUAUAGAGGUGUCAUUGUGGAGUGGAACUACGAUGAUGCAGAGGAAACACAGGUGCCUGUCUACAGAAUUCUUCUGGAUGAAUCCUCCGUGGAGGGAAAUGAAGUUGCGGGAGUUAUCGAUGUCAAACAGGAUCAACUCUAUUUGCUCAAAAACACAAUGAUUAAAAACCGAUUUUUGAAGCAUUACUUCAUUGCUUACGACGGAUCCCAAUACAUACCCCUACGGUGGCUACAGCAACUGUAUCCGAAGGAUUAACUCAUCACAACUUCAUAAAAGGUGCUGCAUUAAGUUUUUUUUAAUCACCUCAGAAAUGAUUUUUGCAUUUUUUACAUCAGCUCGAUAUAAUAAACAUUCAAGCCACAAGACUGAUGUAAUUAUGUUCAGUUCCAUUGUUGUAUACUUACCACUCGAGCGUGUUUUUUUUUUUAUCUUUUCAUAAAAAAUUUGCACAACUACCACCAAACUAUUAUCCAAUAGUCAAUGCUAGUACUUAAUAGCACUAGUAUCAUACUGUAUUGUAUAGUUUGUUUUCAGUAUUAUCAUAAGUCAUACUAUUUUUUGCAAUAUGUACAGUAAUUGUAGCUUGAAUUGUAUAUUGAUGGAUUUUUAACUAAUUCUUAAUGUUUUUUGUGAUACUUAUUUCAUCACAAGCUAUCUGUUUUUCAUAUAUUUAUUGUUGCAUAGUUUUUACUCUCUAACUAUUUUUAUCUUUUUCUUGAGGUACUGUACAUCCAAAAUAGGCUUCGUUCUUUUAUUUAUUUUGACUGUAAAAUGUAUCUAAAUAUGUUGCUCCAAAAAACACAUAGAGUUGGUGUUUGCAGGAGCAAACUUGAUUUGUAAGUGCUCUUUUAUAAUUUUUCCUACAGUUGCCUAACAAUUUACAUGUUCUCUCACUGAUUUGAGAAAGCAAAGUGGCCAAUUUGCCCAUCGGUGAGACAAUGUUAACAUUGUCCCACUCUAAUUACUUUGUCUCACUCACUCCAGAUUUGCAACGUGAAGGCACGAAAUAGUGAGCGCGUAACAUGCAGACUAGGUCGUAUGCGCACGAAAUACGUUGGCAGCACUGGCUGUAAAUCAGCUGGUCAGCUGUUGUACUGUUGAAUCAUUAAAUGUAAUAUUAAAAGUUCACUUCUGUGUAAAAAUAUGUCACGUUUCUUUACCAAUUUAUUUGUUUUAUGGUAACUGUAGGAAAAAUAUAAUGUGCAACUCGAGUGCAAAGUGCAAUUGCCUCAAUCGAGAAACCAAUCCUCACUCGCAUACGGCUCGUGAGUAAGUAAUUCUCUUGAGUGAGUCAAUUGCUCCCUUUGCUCACUAGUUGCACAAAUAACUAUUGUUUGGAUAAUAUAUAACUUAUUAUUAUACCAUCCAAAAGCCAACAAGAGAUUUAAGAAUUAAAAUCAAUAAGAGGAUGCUCAAACUGUGUGCAGUAGGUUAUUAAAAUUAGAGUAGGCCUACCUUAGUUGUAUAUUUUACUUCCUUUACAUAGGCUACCAUACUUUCUGUAAUUUAAUACGCACACCAAUGUGAUUUGUUUGGAAAUUAGUUAAUAACAGAGUUUUUCUGUUGAUUGAGAAUGUUUUAGUUUCUUUUGCAACAAGCAUUUAUAUUUUAUUGUUAACAGGAUUGACAAUUUUCACAUUGUAUUGUCUUAGGUUUACACAAUUAGGCAGAUCAGGGAUUGUUGAUAGUUUGACUAAAUUAUUUUGUGCUGCUGUGAAUUUUAGUUUUGGGUUAAGAAAUUAAGUACUACCUUGGAAUUGGCCAAAGACAAUGUGUCGUCUGAUACAAACUGUAUAAGAAAAUAUUUGAGAUUAGUUAUGAUAUGGUUCAUUUUAAUAUUGGUUGGGAAUGACCACAAAUGAGUUUUCUGUACCCAACUUCCCCUCGCUCUUUUUUUACCCCCUCCACCAUUCAGAGGAACCAAUUUAUUUUUGGAUGUUAAAGUUCUUUUCGUACAUGUCAGCGUUAGAACUCGUUUUUAUUUGUUAAUAAAACAAGUAUUUAAUUCAAAGUGAUUUAUAUUUUUAAAGUUAAAAUAUUAUGUUUUGUGCGGUAGAUUGUGUUUUUUUCUUUGAUUGUAAAAAUAAAAAUAGUGUUAAGAAUCCAAAAACUUGUUCCUCCGAGAUUAUUUUAAGUAGUAUUUUUUGUUAGAAUAACUCACAUAAAGAUAAUAAGGAAAAGUGAUUUGUUUUGUUUUAAGUAUUGUGUAGUGUGAUUGUAUGGUAAUAACUGAAUAAUUUUGUAACAUUUAAAUUUUUGGUUGCUUUAAGUUACCUCCAAUAUUUCCUGGAAUAUAAUUGUACUUCUUAUUGAGCUAUUUGAUAUUGUGAAAUAUAAAAUUUGAUUUAAAAUGUU
This is a messenger RNA of Macrosteles quadrilineatus (aster leafhopper), 2919 nucleotides long. RefSeq lists its product as uncharacterized. The transcript has 4 exons. Gene Ontology annotation, molecular function: DNA binding. The record is from RefSeq and is a predicted model, not a curated record. Lineage: Eukaryota; Metazoa; Arthropoda; Insecta; Hemiptera; Cicadellidae. The coding region runs from base 181 to 819 and encodes 212 amino acids.